This is a messenger RNA of Annulohypoxylon truncatum, 2863 nucleotides long. RefSeq names its product fungal-specific transcription factor domain-containing protein. Gene Ontology annotation, biological process: positive regulation of transcription from RNA polymerase II promoter by galactose; DNA-templated transcription. The transcript has 3 exons. Bases 407 to 2731 code for a protein of 774 amino acids. Gene Ontology annotation, molecular function: zinc ion binding; RNA polymerase II cis-regulatory region sequence-specific DNA binding; DNA-binding transcription factor activity, RNA polymerase II-specific. The record is from RefSeq and is a predicted model, not a curated record. Lineage: Eukaryota; Fungi; Ascomycota; Sordariomycetes; Xylariales; Hypoxylaceae. Gene Ontology annotation, cellular component: nucleus.
GUCCGCAGGUCUAGCCUGCUCGACUUGUCACAUCUUAUAGGAUGUAUGGAGGGGUGGAGGUAUGCCCGAUACGCUAUAGUCUCUCGGUUCCUGAUCAGACUAACACCUAGAGUUACUUUACUCCACAUAAUUUAUUUGCCAACCCUUCAUCCCCAGAAUCUCCACGUCUCCCCGCCAAAAUGGGUUGCAAGGCAAUAUCGUAUAUAUAUCUUCUUAGAGUCCGUGUUGUCGGUCCUGGGUCUAAGACGGUCUCCCCACAUCCCCCGGAUUGCUUAUAUCUAUUCUGAAACUUGCGUAUAUCACUUUACUCAACCUUACUCUCACAUCAUAUCACAUCACCUUCACACCUCAUCACCAACUGCUUGGCUAGACUUCGAGCAGAGCACUCGGGACUACCUGAGCCAACAUGGCGCCGAGUAUACCAAUUCCCACUCAAGGUGGCAUGUUUCAUACUUUCCAAGGAGUUACUCCUAGGAAGCAGUCUACAGACUCUACUGAGAGCGCCAAGACGAACGGUAAUGGCACAGCCAAGCGUAUCACCACACCUCAUGCAUGCGCAGAAUGCAAACGCAGGAAAAUUCGAUGUGAUGGCCAGCAGCCAUGCGGUCAAUGUCUCUCUAGCAGAGCUCCUAAGCGAUGCUUCUAUGACAAGCACCGCCAAAGAGUGAUCCCGUCGAGAAAAACCCUCGAGGCUCUAUCACAAUCCCUAGAGGAGUGCAGAUCGAUCCUGAAGAGGCUGUUCCCUAAUCAUGAGGUUCAAUCUCUUCUCCCAUUACCUCGUCAGGAGCUGCUCAGUCUCCUCGACCGACCACAAAUCGACGCAACGACGGCCCUACCAUCGCCGCCACUACAUACUUCUCCCAUGCCUGGCGAUAUCGGUUCUCCUACUCUGUCUGGAUCCGACCAAGGUCUUUCCAGCUUAGAGCAAAUACCGUCUCGGGACAUCGAAUGGGAUGAAGAGCGCCGAGGACGCGAUCCUAUCCCAGUCGAGGCGGACGACGUGAACGCCCUCUCUCUUUCAGUGGACCGCCAAGCAUCGUAUCUAGGAGCUUCAUCGAUUAAGGCCGCGCUCAUGGUAAUGCUAAAGGUCCAACCUGGUCUCCGGAACUCUCUUACUCCUCCCCUUAACAGCGUAGAAAUGGCCCACAACCUCCCGAUUAUGAGGCAAAAAGUCACAAAUCCCAAGGAGCCCCAACGGGUACCUUGGUCAUGGAAGGGUCAGACACUCAUUGACGCGUAUUUCAAGCGGAUUCACGUAUUCGUUCCUAUGCUAGAUGAGGCUUCUUUCCGCGCCGACUACCUGGAAGGCCAACGCUACGACGCUCCCUGGCUUGCGCUUCUCAACAUGGUCUUCGCUAUGGGAUGCAUUGCUGCGCUAAAAUCGGACGACUACAACCACCUCAACUACUACAGCCGGGCUAUGGAAUAUCUCCCAAUGGACUCCUUCGGCAGCAGCCACAUCGAAACCGUCCAGGCCUUGGCUCUUAUCGGAGGAUACUACCUCCACUACAUCAACCGUCCGAACAUGGCCAAUGCCGUCGUCGGCGCCGCGAUCAGGAUGGCCAGCGCCCUUGGCCUGCACCGCGAGAGCCUGGCCCAAGGGCCCGCCGGAACCAGCAAAGAGAUCGCCGCGGCGGAAACCCGGCGACGCACCUGGUGGAGCCUUUUCUGCCUCGACACCUGGGCGACGACGACCAUGGGCCGCCCGUCCUUCGGGCGCUGGGGCCCCGCGAUCAACAUCCGGCCCCCUGAGACCGGGGUCAGCACGGGGCGCGACUCGGCGCAGCACGCGGGCAUCCUGCCACUAGUAGAAAACAUCAAGUUCUGCAAGAUCGCGACCGCGAUCCAGGACAUGCUCGCCAUCUCGCCGCUGCUGCGCGCCGAGGACCGGUGCAAUCUGGACGGGCAGCUGGUGAACUGGUUCAGCAACCUGCCGUGGCUGCUGCGCACCAGCGACCCGUGCGCGGAACCGCUGUACAUCGCGCGCUGCAUCAUGAAGUGGCGGUACCAGAACCUGCGCAUGCUGCUGCACCGGCCCGUGCUCCUGAACCUGGCGUCGAGCGGCGCGAGCCACGCCGCCGAGCACGACAUCGCCGCCAUCGAGGCGUGCCGCGACCUCGCGAAGCAGACCAUCGAGGAUAUCUCGCGCGAGUGGUCGCGCAACCAGAUGUCCGGCUGGAACGCGGUUUGGUUCUUGUAUCAGGCUGCUAUGAUCCCGCUCGUCUCCAUCUUCUGGCAGUGGGACAGCCCCCGCGUCCAGGACUGGCAGAAGCAGAUCGAGACUAUACUUGAGCUGCUCGAGGCUAUGGAGGAUUGGAGCUUGGCGGCUAGGAGAUCGAGGGAGGUCGUUUGGAGGAUGUAUGAGGCUUCUCGCCAGCUCGAGCCUGCGAUGCUGAGGCAGCAGAGCCCGAUGGCGCGCUUGCAGGUUGUCACCGAUCAUACGGGCGUGAGCAUGGGGCCUAUUAGCGCGGAUGGCACUGAUCUGCAUAUGAGUCCGAUCGGCCUCGAGCCCGAGGGCUUCGGGGGCAUGAUGGGUAUGCUGGACCAGCAUGGCCUGUGGGACCUCGACGGCAUGCUCUGGGGCGCGCCGGACGAGAUGGAGUGGGCGCAGCAGCACUUCGGCGCCGGCGCCGGCAACAUGCACGAUGCGACGCCGGCGGGCGGGUGCGGGCUGAUGGGGCAGCUUGGCGCUUACGGCAUCGACAGCUCGGCGUUUUCAUUCGUUCAUUGAUUUUUACUGGGGUACGUUACUUGUACGAUGGAAGAGACACAUGGCUACGCAGCUGCAAAACUUACUCUUUGCUGAUACUAUUACUGUUACGAUGAUUGGGUGGAUGUUCUCUGAUGGCAGGUCUCUUGAACA